UUUCACGUAGCGUUUUCGAGAAAGGAAGAAAUUUACAUGCAUUUUAAAAUCGAAACUACCUUGAAAUUGUUACAUACAGAAUAUUCAAGCACUGUGUCGCUUUAAGAUAAUUAAUAAGUCUGUAUUACUUAAAGCAAAGUAAGCAUUUUGUCAAUUGUUUACUUAUUGUGGUGAAAAACGGUCAAAUGAAUAAUGAAUUUAAAGAACGCAAAAAGGAUAUUUAAGUGUUUGGUUGUAUCUGCAAUAGUGUUCGAAAUUCUACUUGUGACUCUAAUUAUAACAUGGUAUGCUCUUAGACAACGGCAAAUGGACUCUAUGCUAUGCUUUAAAGAUGAGAGUCUUAAACCUAUUGGGUGGAAAUCUGAAAUUCUUCAAAAUCUGACAUUUGGAUAUGGCAAAGACACGACACAGAAUGAAAAUUGCUUUGAAACAGUCGAGGUGUUAAACGCGUUUGUUCGACAGCUGAUGGUAUUCCAUUAUGAUACUGAAAUCAAUCCAGAACCUCCUAUGUUUAACUUAACCAUCUUCAACAAAACAAUAUCAACAACAUUACCUACUGCAGUACAACUCAAUGGUAUAAAGAAUGUUGAAACAUCAGUUCAACAAGACAAUCAAUCGAAGUUAUUUUGGAAAUCUUCCAUAACGCAAGGCGACGGACUCGACUAUUUUGAGGAAGAGGGAGUUAUUGCUAUACAGAAAUCAGGAUACUAUCAUGUCACUACACAUUUGACAAUCAUGAAAGAAAGCAAAACCAUUUCAGCCGAUGAUGAAUUAGCUUCACAUCAGGUUAUCCGCAUCUCAGAUAAAACUGAUACAGAAUCGGUUUUACUAGAAAACACCAGAUUUCAAUGUGUUAUGCCUGUCAAGCAAGGUGAACAAUCAAGUUACAUGGCUGCAGAUUUUAAACUCGAGAAAAGCGAUAGGAUUUUCGUGACCUUCUCUUAUCCGUAUAAAAUUGUGUAUGGUAAUGGAGGACAUUAUUUCAGUAUUGUGGAGAUAUAAAUAUUUUGCCUUUGUGAUUAAUACAAAUAUCUCAAAGUAUACUCUAAUAACAUGAUAACAUGAUCGAACUAUACACAUUUAAAUUGAAUGUUUUUGAUUAAGUUAUCAUUAAAGAAAACAGGAAUCUAAACGCGUGAGGACAUGUCAAAUGCCUCUUAUAUUAACAGUCUUGUUACAUGGCUGCAGCUUUGAAAAUAAUUGAAAAUAACGAUUGGACGGAAUAAAUUUGAGACUAACAGUGUGAGGUUGAAUCAUUUAUUUAAAAGCGUUUACAUUCCCUUGCAGUGCUUAUGUUGAUGACUGUUCCAAAGCAGCGACGCUCUCUGUUUUUAAGAUGUAUAUCAUGUUUAUUGCUAGUUGCUUAUUGUGUAAACACUGAUUUCGUUUCUCCGUGUAUUUUUGGUCCGCGUCCCCAAAUGUUUCAAAUUUCACCCGCCCUCUAUUCAAUGUUCACAUCUCCUUAAUUGUCUCGAUCUUGAGCCCUCUCCUGUUUAGUUUUGUACCUUGCUUGGCUUCUUGUCGGUGUUCAUAGAAUGUCGCCCUACCUUUUUGAUAUUUAUUAAAUAUGUAACGUUACUUUCUCUUACCCUAACUACGUAGUAUCUUGCUAUAUAAUACUGGUACAGUAUAUAAUUGUAGUACUUUUUGCUUUGCACCAUUAAAAUGUUUCCUAUUAUACGAAAUAUAUCUUUAAAUUUGAUACUCUGUAAUAUCCACAAUCAUGGGAAGAAAAAACACGAUUAUUAUAUUAUAUUCAUGCAUAAUAAAAUCAUAAAGUUAACUUUAAAAAAAACAAGUUCAUGAAUUUCAUUAUGUGUAUUUUUAACAAAUAAAUGUUUUAAAUAGUGAAAUUACAAAAUUAUCAAAUUACUUGUAAAUAGGAUAAUAUUGCAUUUAAUGUCCGUGAUCUUAGUAUUAAUUUCAAAGAGACUUUUAAAACAUAAAUGUAUCGACUUUCUUUCCAUUUCCGUUUUAUUUUGAUAAUUAUGAAGCAGGUGUCACCUAUAUUUUUACUAUGUUAUGUUUAUAAUCUUGAGCAAUAUCUUAUUCGUUAGAUGAUAUACUAAUCUGGAUGUUAAAAAUUUUGAAUUCACUGUUUUAGGGUUUCGUAUUUUUAUUGAAUUUGAUUUUCUACCAUUUGUUAUCUCACCAAUCUUAUAAAUAACAUAUUACAAUGCAGGGAAUUAGUAAUUGUUGUAGGCAGUAUCGUUUUCCUCUUCUUUUCACUUUAACAAGGAAAAAAAAUCUUAUAUUUUUUACAACGUUGUUAUAUUUGUACAAUUAUAAGUAUUUUCUUACCCUCUUACGCUUAUUGUUGUUUUUAUUUUCAUUUUUUGAAAUCAUUUCGAACAACGUUACAGUGUAGCAGCAAUUAAUUUAACUUUUAUUACUUGUUGCUUUUUCAUUUUUUUUAUUUGAGUCAUAAAUGUAAAAUAUACAAUCCUCCGUGUCCCCCGAUGUACGCUUAUUGUUUUUUUGUUAAUUAUUAGUUACUAUACAAUUUUGUUAUGCGUUACAGCUGUUUUAUUACUAUUAUUACAUUUUGUAUUCGGAUUAACGUAUUCAUAGUUAUUUAGUUUUAUAGUUCAUUUCCAUCUCUUUUUUACGCGUUAUUGUUUAUUGUUGAUCUGAUGCAUUAGACUUAGUGCAAAUUGUGUUUAACGCUGAUUGUGCUAUUAUUGUUAUAACUUGUAAAAUUCAAUACUUACAACACCUAUUAAACUUGAAUUAAUUUUACCACUCUUACGCUGAUUUACUCCUUUAUUUUGUUUUAGAAUCACUUAUGAAAAUAUAAUUUGUAUAAUUAAAGAAUUUAGUAUAAUUCUUUAGUAUAAUUGAAGCAUAUAAUAACUAUAUUUUCAUAAAAAAACAACAAAAACAAAAUAACAAAAACGCAACAUCUUUAUAUCAAAUUAGAUUAGUACUUCGUCAAAUAUGAGAAAACAGAAAAGUUUACUUUAAUUUAAAAUUGGUAAAAUAACAUGUUUUGCAGAGGGAAACGUGUUUGUUAGAACAUAUUUUGGCGAUUGAUAUAUUUCAAAUCUAUUAUUAUAGUUUUUGUUUUGUUUUACUUUGAUACGGAUAUCGGUAUCCAUUCGGAAUAUUUAAAUAUAACCGUUUACGGCUUUACAACAAAAUCGCCUAAAUCUCAUUUUUGGAAGCAAAUAUAUCAAAUCAAGUUCGGUAGAAAUAACACAUUACAAAUAGACAUUCAAAAUACGGUUUGUGAAGACUGAACGAAAGGAAAACAUUUAAUAAGCAUUCGAACAUUUGAUUCUAUUACAGUCACUAACGGUACCAGUGAGGAAUCAGUCAGACAUCAAAUUGAUAAUAUUAAUAAUCUCAAUACAGACUCGAAAGAUGAUCAGUUCAGCGAAUCUUACAUAAAAACACUAAUACAGAUACUGUAAAACAUGUUGAUAUUACAGAGAAGCAGAAAACUCUUGUUUGUUUGUUUGUUCCAUUUAACGCCUUUUUCCAACAGUAUUUCAGUCAUAUAGGCGGGCAGUUUCCUAACCUUCGUUCCUGGAGAGUUACACCAGUACUAGACUACCUUCCUCCGCGCUAAACUACCAAAGCAUCUCCUAGGGAUCAAACCCACGCCAGAGAGGUAACUGGAUAAGAAGUGAUCGACUCUAACCCCUUGUAAUCAAACUUGUUAUAUAGCAAUCUUAUAUUGAAACCCCGGUUGAUCUUCUUGUUUGGCCCCCCCCUGAGGUCAUGGUCAAUAUUACUAAAAAUAGAACAUGGUUUCCGGACAAUAACUAUAGUUGAAUUACUAUGAAUGUUGUUAUCAAAACGGGAUCAAGAUGAAGGUCAACAUUAUUAAACAUAGUAGAAGACCAGAGUCAUGGUUUGUUUUUGUACUCCCUUCGAUCAGGGUCACUAUUACGAAUAAUAGAAAAAUGGUUUCUG
Messenger RNA from Ruditapes philippinarum (Manila clam), 3918 nucleotides. RefSeq lists its product as uncharacterized. Gene Ontology annotation, molecular function: tumor necrosis factor receptor binding. Gene Ontology annotation, biological process: immune response. The coding region runs from base 193 to 1002 and encodes 269 amino acids. NCBI's taxonomy places the organism in Eukaryota, Metazoa, Mollusca, Bivalvia, Venerida, Veneridae. Gene Ontology annotation, cellular component: membrane. The record is from RefSeq and is a predicted model, not a curated record. The transcript has 5 exons.